AUGUCGGCUUCGUUGGCCCCUGAAUGUAAUGAGGUCAAAGAACGUUACGAUACUUGCUUCCUCAAAUGGUACUCGGAAAAAUACUUGCGGGGCAACUCUUCAACAGAUGAGUGUGAAGGGUUGUUCAAGACGUACAAGACGUGUUUGAAUAAAGUCCUGAAGGACAAAGGCAUCGAUGUUAUGAUCAACGAGGCCAGAGUCGAUACACCUGAGACCGACGCCGAGCAUCUCAAGCGAUAG
Messenger RNA from Cyphellophora attinorum, 240 nucleotides. Its product is annotated as Mitochondrial distribution and morphology protein 35. Bases 1 to 240 code for a protein of 79 amino acids. NCBI's taxonomy places the organism in Eukaryota, Fungi, Ascomycota, Eurotiomycetes, Chaetothyriales, Cyphellophoraceae. The transcript has 4 exons. The record is from RefSeq and is a predicted model, not a curated record.